CUUCCAUUCAAGGCAAUCAGAAAUGGCGUCGGUUGAAAUGUGCCGAAGAAAUGUGCAUUCGAAGUCGAACUGUGGCACCUAAAUUGAGCUCGGAAAGGCUGACAUGCUACGAAGCAGAAGGAAAUUUGAGGUAGGUAAGAUUUUUUUUAGCCAAAAAAAAAAAAUACUGUGGUAUUCUCUGAUGAUUGGGCUUCAAACAUAUCGAAGCAGAAUUCAAGUGCACGGCGGUUUAGUUCAAGUGCACGCCGGUUGAAGUGUGACCCGUAGUAUUGCCCUUUACCGUCAUUGCUUGUUAAAGAGUACUAGCGUCUGCUAUUCUAAAGGUUCUAUUUUGCUCUUCUUUUCGGAUGGUGGAUAGUCGUGUUAUAUUCGUUUUACACCUUGGUCUUUCCUUUCUAUACAUGCAGACGAAGAAUUACAAGUCGGCUGUUUAGAAAGAAUGGCGUCGUUUGAAUGUGGCGAAGAAAGCGUCUUUCCAAGUUAUUGGUUGUACAUGUAUCUUGAUGACAUGCUGUGACACGAAUGAAAAUUGGAGGUUAGCUAAGAUGCUUUUGUGACCAGGGUUACAGACAUGACAUUGCAAUAAGGCUUUAGACUUAUUUAUUGUACAGUCAUAAUUAUUUAGAAUUAAGAUACAUACAUAAUCUUUCAUACAAGCAUUUUCCUUUAAGUCACACUACCACUCCCUGCAUCAAAAUCACAAGAAUUUUAUUUCCUGUAUUGAUAAAUUAAUUCCUUACAAAAGAAGUGCAGUAAGAAGCACUCUAAACUACUUUGUGGCUACAAGCCUGUUUUGUUAUUUAAAUAAAAACUCUAAAACCUGCCUCAGCAGGGGCAGAUCCAGGAUUUUUCUUAGGAGGGGGUGCACCACUAUAAACUGACUGAUGACGUAAAACAUUUUAAAAGCGAAUACGAAGAAGAGGGCUUUUGACUAGGAAAUAACAUAAUAUGAACUGCUGAGAAUACAUAUCAAACGAUACAGCAGAUUUUGUAUGUCUGUGAAGCGACUGCACAGUGUUAAUUAGAAAGCGGCCGCAGGUCAUCCCGGGGGGGGGGGUGCGCACCCCCUGCACCCUCCCCCUGGAUCCGCCCCUGCUCAGUCACACUCUUUUUAAAAAGAGAAAAAUGCAGUGGUGUUCUCCAAUACAUUUGCAUGAAAAACAUCAAAACGGAAUUCAAGUGCACCUUGUUUUGUUUUUUAGUGUAACAUCCUGAUAAUUUGCUCUUCGGCAACAUUGGCUCUUCAAGUGUUUUCUGCUGCUUAUCUAUUGACUUUCAAUUGUAAAGCUCUUAUUUUGAUCUCCUUUGCAGCUCAUGGAUGGUCAUUUAUCGUUUUUAAGGACAGCUUGUCGACUGUGUGGAAAAGUCCUUUCAAGGAAGUCUGAUUUCGCAGACAAAAGUUUAUUUAAAAAUGAGUUAUUGAACCAGUUUCAAAUAAACAUUUAGGAAGACUUGGAAGAAAUUCAUCCCAAUAGUAUCUGCGCUGGAUGCAAACGAUCACUUUAUCGAAUUCAUGGCAAUACAGAUGUGCAUGCCAAAGUGUCGACCUCAAAACGACCUUAUUUGUGGACAAGUCACUCUGAAGGAAACUGUCCAUGUUAUAAGAAAGCCAGAGGGCGUCCUCCAAAAAGUGUUGAAGAAAAGGUUGUGACGAAAGAUAACGAAAGUGACACUGAGAGCUGUGAGGAAAUUGAAACAGAAGAAGAGAAGAAUUCUUGCCAAGAAUUCAGUGCACUAAUUGAAAACAUUCCAUUGUUGGACAGAGAGUUGGCCCUUGCAUGUGCCACGGAACUUGCUGACCAGUUUAAUCUCAUUUUUCUGGACAGAGAGAACCUUGAAACAUCCAUUCGUUGUUUGAACAGUCAAGAUAAAAUUAAUCUGACUUCAAAAAUUUUCCAGCUAGAAAAAGAAAAUAUUAAAAAAGAUAUUUCAUCCUGUAGUCAAACCUACAAAAGUCUGCCUGUGCUCUUGAAAGUUACACCUCAUACAUGGGUUCACGCCAGAAAUUCCAUUCUUGCUUCUGCAGUUAAUGCACUUGCAAAUGAAAAAACUCAACCUUUUCAGAAAGCUGUCAGUGUUGAUCAACUUUAUUCCCUAGUGCAGCCAUCUUUCAUUAGCCCCUUGAUGUUUGCAUCAAAUUUACUUGCAUACUCAGUCACUUGUAGCAAGCUUGUCCUAAAUAUCUAUGGGAAGUUGCAUCCUGCUGGUGGUAUCACAACUGCCAGAACGUGGCUGAACAAUUUGACCAUGGAUGUCCCUCAAGUUCCUGGUGGUGAUAUUCUUGCUGCUAUUGACAAUGAUCAAGUACUUAUCAAAAAAUGGACUGUCCGAAAGGAUAACCAAGCACAGAUUAGUGUUCUAACCAGUGUUUGUGUGGCUCCAGUCCAUCCAGAGGGAACUUUGCAGUGGGACCAAAGUCUUUCUCCAGGGUAAGUAAAAGUGUACAUGGUCACUCCAAGUCUGCUACAUGUACUUAUUAUUUCUGUAAUAUUUUGUUUUUUAUUUGCUUUAAUAUUUUACCCUUAAAUGCGGAAAAAGCAGCAAGCUGUAACAGCUGCACUGAUAACUAAGGCAAGGAACUUAAUGAAUGACCUGGGUUGCCACUGGUCAGGAAAUGGUUUGGGAAAAGAAAAAUUCACAAAAUUUACAUGUAACAUGGUCCUUACUCUUUAGGGGAUGCAGUUUUCUGGUAAUAACAGUUUUGUGUUAAAGCUAAGCAAGAGAGAGGGAGUGUACUUUCCACUGAUAUGUACAACUACCUGCAUUAUUUGGAAGUUGUAGAAAUAAAAAUAGUCAUGUAUUUCCUAAAAAUCAGUAAUGAUUGUUCAGGGUGUAAGCUCAAAUGAUAUUCUUUUGUACCAGGAAAUGUCUUGAAAGGUUACAUGUACAAUGUAGCAACUAAUAGUUCUUGUCACAGCAACAUGUUCAAUGUAUACAAUUUAUAUUUGUUUCAGUUCAUGGUCUAAAAGAAGUGAACUUUGGAAGAAAAGUGAAGAGGAUACGGUAAAGCUUUUGGACAUGUGCUCUGCUUCAGAGGACAACAAGGGAUUGAUUCGCCACGAGGUAAAGGCUUUCAGAUGAGCAAACUUAUGUAAGAUACUUUUGAUUCCUACCUUGGAGACGGUUGAUCAUUUUUGCUUUCUGUAUUGGCUAGCAAGCUACCUCAAACACAAAGAAGUUUUUGUUUUAGGUAUCUGUAGAGCAUGUAGCCAGUUUACUGGAAAACAGAUUUUGUGGUCUCAAAUCACAAGAAAUCUACAUUUUAAUGUCUCAUGAGAAGUGUGACUUGGUUUUCUAACAUGCACUGAUUUUGAAGGAAUUUAUUUAUACGCUGUCUAUCAUAAACAAAUGCCUUAACACACAUGUACACACAAUCAGUAGUAAUUUAUUGGUGUUGGAUUUAACUUAACUAAUUAAAAGUAAUUUGAAUUUAAUUUGCUUUUGCAUUACUGUGCUUAGUGUUUCGUUUAAAUACCUUGCUCAUGCCACUUUCUCCACCAACUGCAACACAUUGUAAUAAUUUUUGAUAUUGCUUAAAUAUUGAUAAGACUCUUCUAUUUUCUUAUGACUUCAGAACAAAAAGAUGAUCCAUGAACUUCUUCAUGAUUUGCUAAUGGAGCAAAAUAAAGUCAACGGUGAAUGGAAAGAUGACAUUGACCUGCGUGUAGAUGAAUUAAAAGCGAAUGAAGGAAGACGUGUUUGCCCUGUUUGCCAAACAACAAUGGAACGUGUGUGAAGGAACAAUAGUUCCUACAUCAGAGCAGGGCAGUUGUCAUUUGCACUUUUGUUCCAUAGAAGUAGCUAAUCAAAAUAUGCAUUGAUAGAUCUACACGACAGGUGAGUGGAAUUAAAUUGUUUGAAUUUGAGGCCCAUGUCGAUUCGUUUGGCUUUGCAGCCAAUAUUUAUGGGUCGCACUGCAAAAAUAUAACAUGGAUCUUCAAGGCCACAUGGGUGAAAAGGGGUCUUGAAAUAAACUGUCAAAUGUUGCCCAAAAAUUUUGUAUUGUUAAGUGUGACAAACAAAACCAAAAAAUUUGAGCAUAGCCUUGAAAUCGAAAAAAGGCAUAAGCCAGCCA
Porites lobata is the source of this 4075-nucleotide messenger RNA. NCBI's taxonomy places the organism in Eukaryota, Metazoa, Cnidaria, Anthozoa, Scleractinia, Poritidae. The record is from the annotation of a GenBank genome assembly.